ACAUGACCGCCGUCUCUGAAAGAUGCUCUUUUUUCUUUCUUUUUUUCUUCUUCACGUUAACAUUAAGUUUUAGUCUGUGGCAAAAAGUUUAGCCACACCUAGAUCCUGUGUGUCCCAUUUACAUCCACAAAAAAAGCAAGAGACUUUUUUUUUCGUGGUGCGUUUGUUUGUGUGUCGGCGAGUCCCGGCGGUGUAACCGGAGAGGGGCCUCACACAGAGGGAAUGCAGGACUGCAAUGGAGCACAAUGCAAUACAGUGGUUGGGUGCUCCCUCCUGCCAGAGAGGCAGCUACGCCUUCUACAAGUCGGUGAGCAGCAGAGCUCAGCCCGACGGACCCGUCCAGGUCUGGAAGCUCGGCGAGUUUUACUUCAUCCGCUGCCGACCGCAGGAUCCGGUUUGCAUCGCUGAGGUGACUUUACUGUGGGAGGAGCAGACACGGCGCCACCUACUGGCCAGCGCCAGACUCUACUUCUUGCCUGAGGACACACCGAAGGGUCGGACCAGGGAGCAUGGAGAGGAUGAGGUUCUGGCCGUGUCCAGGAAGAUGGUGAUCCGGGUGGAGGAUCUGGUCCGGUGGUCAUGUUCCGAGCCGGCAGGUUGGAGCAGCAGCACGAAGCCGUCGCCGCUGUCGAUCAGUGGCUCCAACGGCCUCCACAAACCUCCACAGAACAGCGACGGCAGCAACAACACACCGGACAAGAGCAGCGAGCCGCUCAGAGACAAAACAGACAAUGGUUCGGCGGCAGAGCGUCAGGCCGUCAAGGUGCUCAGCUACCCCCAGUACUGCCGCUAUCGCUCCCUGCAGAGGCGCAUCCAGGAUGGGGCCCGGGGUCCAGGGCUGCAGGACCCCCACCUGCUGGCCCUGGGAGGCAUCAAGGUGCUGCCCAGCACCCGACUCAUGUACUGCAGGGACACCUUCAACCACCCCACGCUGGAGAGCAGCGCCGGCUUCGCCUGGCAGUUCAGAUGUCCGUCUCUCAGUCUUCGAGGACGACCUCGUAAGAGGAGAGGCCGCGACAGCAGAGACUCCCCCAACUCCAGCCAAUCAGAGUCCUGGAUCGAGAAGAUGAAGGAGAACGUGAUGGGCAGCGUGGAGGUCGGCUGUGAGGGCAGCUGGCUGCCUCACCCUGAGGAGCAGCUGUUUCUGGAUCAGCUGUACGCCUUCAUGGACCGUCAUGGUUCUCCCAUCCACAAGGUUCCCAACCUGGGCUUCAAGAAGAUUGACCUCUUCCUCAUGUACUCUGUGGUCAAACGGCUCGGAGGCUACAAGAAGGUGACAAUGGAUCGCCUCUGGAAAGUGGUUUACAACGAGCUGGGAGGAUGCCCCGGCAGCACCAGCGCCGCCACCUGCACCCGGAGACACUACGAGAGGCUGAUGCUUCCCUAUGAAGAGCACCUCAGGGCAGGAGGAGCAGAAUUCAAAGUCCCAGAAUCCCCCCUGCCGCCCAGACCCAGAGUGAUACGAGGCCGGAAACCACUUCCCAGAGGCAGGAAACCAGGACCCAAAGCCAAGGACAAGAAGAUCGUGAACCCAAACGGCUCCAUGGUGGUGAAGAGAGGUCGAGGUCGGCCGCCGGGAACCCGGAACAAGGCGACGCUGAUCGCUCAGGCCAGACUGUUGGCUCAGCAGCAGGCCAAAGUCAAAACAGAGUGUCAGCCACAGAACCCUCUGAUUCCAGGAAAAGGCAGAGGAGCACCGACGGCCAGCAGCACACACCGGCCCAUCCAGCCGGCCAUCCUGCCCGUCAACAUGCCCCUCACCCCCGACCUGUCCCCCAUGUCCACCCCCUUCCUCCCCUUCCAGCCCAAACCGAAGGACCUGAAGCCGGACCGAGGCCAGUGUGGACCUCCAGGCGUCCUCCUCUCCACGCUGCCUCGCCACUUCGUCGGAGGCUCUCUGGGCGGCUUCAGCCCCAUCAAAGGCAUUUGUCCUCUGGAUGUCUUCAGGAGCCGCAUAAGCCUCCAGCGGGGCCUGGAGAGUCCGGCGCUGACGCCUCAGGACCCGACGCAGCUCCACCCGACCAUCUUCACCCUGCAGCCCAAAGGAGGAAGCCCCGACACGCCUCACCCCAGCGGGGAGCAGCCUCAGCCCCACCAGCACCACAACCGCUGCUCCGGCUGUAACCCGGACGACGGCGGCCAGAGGGGGGGCGGUCGGGACCCCAGAAGUCGGCCGCCGCUGCCGCCUCUCCGGGUUCUGCCCCUGAACCUGGACUGCAGCGUUCAGGUGUGUCAGCUGAUGAGGACUCGUUGUCUGGACUCGUCUCAGCUGCAGAGCUUCACCCGCCGCCUGUCCGAGGCCCUGUCUCAGGACCUGAGCACCAAGCCGCCGUGCUCCCCCAUCACCCCGCCGCCCGAGCAAGCGCUGCCCCUCAACCUCAGCAAGCGCUUCGUCACCAAGAGAGCCGGCGCCGAGGGACCGGAGCCGAGCCGGUCCGCUGUCAAUGGAAACACCGAGCAGCCGUCAUCCAAGAGACCCAGAGCCGGAUUCACGGAGCGGGCCGAGGACUUCAGCCUGGGGGGGAGGUCCAGCUCCACGGACCACGGAGGACAGGAGGUGGAGGCCAAGAACCAGGAGGAACCGGCGGACCUGAGCUCCCCCAGCAGGAUCCGGGCCUUUCUGCUGGGGCUGCCCCCCUUCCAGGUGAAGCUUGAGGAGGAUCUGAACGGAAUGAGGUUCGACAAGUUCCUCCCAUCAGGAUCGGCGGCCGAGACACAGAUGGAGGGAGGCAUGAAGACGGAGGAUGAGGAAAGAAUCAAGUCUGAGCAGGAGGAGAGGGAUCCGGGUUCUGAGCUGAAGAGAGCCGGGAACACGGACACACACUGUUUUUAGCAUUAAUCUGCUCACGUUGGAUCUGAAGACCGUCGGAUCAGUCGGGGUUUGAAAAGAGGAGCAGGGAUGUUUCUUUUCUUCUUCAAGAACAUUUUAUCUUUGGUUAUUUCUUUUUGUUUUGUGUCGUUGAUUGAACUUCACAGACCACACAUGACAAUCACACACCAGUUUCUCUUCCUUUCCGUUGGUUUAAGGUAAAAAAGAUACCGAGGAGUGAGUUCACAAACACUGCCAUAACCUCCAUAACACUAUUAACUCCACUAUUCAAUGUUCAGCUGAAAUAUUGAAUAAGAUCCACGACUCAAAAUAAACAUCACAUGUAUGGGUGAUGCUAUGCAUCAAGACGUCAUUGACUAGCAUCCAGAGUGUACUGUAGUUUGGUAGUUUCAUUUUUAAAUUGUACUCUACUUCUGUAGAGAGAUAGUUAUUUUCUGAUAAAGUGUUUAGAUGUUAUCUGGAGCUCAGAGCAAGAAGCUCAGAGCUCGGUCUUCACGCUAUAGCUCGUUAAGUGAAGCGUUUCUAUAGUCCUGCUUGUUAGCUCAACUUAUAUAAACUUUUCUUACACAUACGUGCCUUAAUCGGCCUGCGAUCUGCUUCAUCGCUGGCUUCACAUACAUCCACCUAAAGAGAUACCUUGAUGUUGGACCAGUUUAGCUUCUGCUCCUUCCACCGCAGGGCUGCCUGAGACGUACAAACACGUUUUCUGACCAAACUUUUAGGUUUAAAUUGGUCUGAAGAGACUUUCGAUACCAGCUUCCAGUGUUAAGGUUCAACUCUCCUCACGUUCGCCAUCGCUGCUGCCGUUCAGGUUAGACUUCAUGACAUGUAGCCCCAACAUUCAGACUACCUCAGGUUCUUUUAGCACGUCGCUUUUCACCGGCUUUAUCUGUUUCAGGGGGUGGAGCCUCUCCCAGCAUGCACUGGGGCAGGAUGCUCGUCUGCCUGGUGUUAGAGGAAAAAGCUGGAGUUCAUUAAAAAGACCAAAACCAACGUAAGAAACCAUGUGUCUGUCUGGGACUGUUUUCAGAUUCAUCCACAUUUAUCGCUGGUUUUGGUCUUUGAAUGACAUGAAUAUCCAGGUUUCCCCUUUAAGCUGCAGUCUGUGUCUGUAUGUCGUUUUGCUUGGUGUUGAUGAGCGCCUUUCAGUCUCCACACUGACCUAUCAGGUAGUCAGGCAGAGUAAAUGUUAGCCUCAUGCUGCUGGUUUUUCCUAAGGAGAUGAACAAAUCAUCUGCCUGGAAAAGGGUGGAAAUUCUGUCAGUUAGAGGAGAACAUACAUGCCACGCUCACAUCUGAACACAAACUGUCUCAAACCACUGUUUGUAGUUUCAUGAGACACUUAAACUCCUUCAAAACCAUAAGCUUUUGGUAUUUUUUGCACAAAUUGAGCAGAGUGAAGCCAGCUUGUUUCCUCUCUUUUAUCUGUACCUAUAAAGCUACAACCAGGAAGCAGCUCAGCUUAGCAUGAAGACGGUAAACCUGUGGAAACAGUUAGCAUGGCUCUGUUGAAUCUAAACGGUUAAGUGUUUAAGGUUUUGAAGAGGUUUGUGUUUUUUAAAUUGGUCACAGUUAAGUCCUUUAUGAUUUCUUAGUUGUAUCAAGGAAUACAAUCUUACUUUUGGCAAAUUUUGAAACUGAGAAACGUAGAAUAAACUCAUGAAAUAUCUCAGCUUUAACAUGAAAUUUGGUCAAGUUUUCAGAAAUCAAAGUUGAGUUGUUCAAAAAGUAGUUUCUCUUUUCAAAUCAAAAUAUAAACUUGAUGGUUUCGGGCUGAAGAAUGGUGUAAUUUCGGUGGUUUUGUUUCAAGAUUUGCAAAGUUUACACUUGACUUUUUGGCAAUCCAGCAGAGUGAAUGUCACAUAAAUGUUGAACAAGUCAGAAUUUUCUAUCAUGGUUAAGAUUCAAUGCGAUAAAGGUUCAAACAGUGGUUUAAUCCUUCAAUGUAGGGCUUUUCUCGUCAAAGUAAAACCCCGUAGAUGCCCCAAAUUGAUUUUGUCUUAAUAAAGUGAAUCAAUCAACCAGUGGAAACCUCAACAAAAAAUCAUGAUGCUAAGCUAAGCUAACCACCUUCAGACAUCAUUUGUUCCCAGGACUUGCACAAAUAUUAGUGACAUAUUUUUCUACAUUUUUAAUUUGUGUACACACUGCCUGCAGUUCAGCUGAAAAAUAUAAAACUGUAUCGUCCCCGUUGGUCACAGUUGAUUCGUUCACGGAUUCUUAGUUGCAUCAAGGAAUACAAGCUUUUUUCUUUUUUUUCUUUAACAGAAUCAGGUUCAUUUUUGGAAAAUUUCUCAAUAAGGCAUGUCAAAUAAAUCAACAAAAUAUCUCAAUUUCUAGCUGAAUUUUGGUCAAGUUUUCCAAAAUCAUGUCAAAGAAGAAUUGUUCAAGAAGUAGUUUCUCUUUGAAAUCAAAAUCUGACCACAUGCCUUUAUCGUCACAUGAGAGAUUUUGCUGCCGCAUUUAGGGUAGAUUAAUAUAAAAGUUAAAUACUGUAAACUAAUGUUUUAAUUCUUUAAUGUAAUUUUUUUCUUCUGGAAGUAAAACCCUGUGGAUGCCUGACUUGUGAGAAUUUUGUCUCAAAGUGAAUCGACAAACCAGUCGACACCACAACAAAUAAUCAUUAUGCUAAGCUAACCGCCUCCAGACAUGAACUGUUACAAAGCCUGGCAGAAAUAGUAGUCACUCCUAUAAAUAUUUUACUAUAUUUUUACUUUGUGUAAACACUGUAGUUCAGCGGAAAAAUCUCUGAAUUUUUGUCUCGUCCCUGUUGGUCACAGUUGAUUUGAUCACGGCUUCCAAGCUGCAUCAAGGAACGCUUUUUUGUUUAUUUUUAUAGAGUCUGGUUUAUUUUGGGUACAUUUUUAAACAAGACAUGUCGAUUUAAUUAAUAUAAUGUUUCAAUUUUUGUGUUGUAAUUUGAAUAAAUUUGCCCAAAUCAAAGACAAGUUGUUCACAGAGUAGUUUCUCUUUCAGAUCAUAAUUAAACUAAAUCGCUGCAGAGGAAAGAUUCUACGGUCUCUAAAAGGAUGAAUACUGCAAACUAGUGGUUUAAUUCUUUUAAGUUCCUCAUGAAAGUAAAACCUCGUAGAUGCCCGACUUGUGAGAAUUUUGUCUUAAUAAAGUGAGUCGACAAACCAAUCGAAGAAACAACAAAUAAUCAUGAUGCUAAGCUAAGUCUCCGGACAUGAAUUGAUUCCAUGCCUGGCAGAAAUAAUAGUGACUCCUAUAAAUAUUUUACUGUAUUUUUACUUUGUGUAAACACUGCCAGCAGUUCAGCUGAAAUGUUUCAGAAUACUUGUCUCAUCCUUGUUGGUCACAAUUGAAUCAACCAUGGCUUUCAACACCACAACAGACAUUAUGCUAAGCUAAGCUAAGCUAAGCUAACCGCCUCCGGAUGUGAGCGUGACCUCAGAUCUUCUCCUCUGAUUCUGACUUGUAACCUGUGUAUCUGAUUGUGAAAUGACUGGGUUUGUUUGGUUUUUUUUUUAAAACCUGCAGCAUUUUUUUUUUGCUUCACUUCACCAAAGAACGUUUAAGCCGCUCGCCUGCUUCCUGCUCGUCUAAAGUGCCAAUGCAGCGACUCCUUAUUGUGUAGCUGAAAUAAAAAACACCACAAAAACAUCAAGGUAUCCCUUUAGAAUCGCAGCCUUCUGUUUGUUUCUCCACACGUUGGUUCAGAUUUGCACACCUACUGUACUCAUUUGCUCUCCCGUGUUAUAUUUUUAAAAAUAUUUUCUCCUUUCUUCUGCCAGCAUUUUAUUUUAGAAACACCGACGUUAACUGGUGCUGUUUAUUCUUAGUUAUCGCCAUAUUGUUGUUGUUGUUUUUUUUAUUUUGAUAAAACUGCAAUUUUCUUAUCGUGCCGCAAGUCAGUAAAAGAGAGUUUUAAGAAAAUAUUUUAAAAAGAAUUAAAAGAAACGGUGACUUGUUUGUGGACACACUUGCAGUUUUUUUUGUUUUUUUCUCUCUUUAUUUUUCUGUUUUUCUUUGUGAAUGAAUGCAUGAGUAGAGAAACGGUAGCCGAGCAGAUGCACCAAAGUCCUCCACAAAUACAGCCAGUCGGUGUUUCAGGAUCAGCUUUAAAUGUCUGUUUUCUCAGCAGUAACGAGGAGAAUUCGUCGAUGCAGUAUCUGACAACAGGGUAACUACUGUGAGCGUCUCUCCGCUUCAUCGUGUCAGUAAACAAUUAUUUAUUGUCGAGUGUUUCCGAGCAGCAGCGGGGCCUCGAUGUGCUUCAGAGAAACCAGUUUGUGCGACUGAAGUGUGAACGCUCGACUUCUUAAACUUUUGCAGUUUUAGUCCUUUUAUUUGCUUAAGAAAGAACCUAAGUCUGUAAAAACACUUCGAACAUUUCAGAUGUUUGAGAAUUUGUUGGUUUAUUGAGAUUAGAGCUGCAGUUAACUGUUAUUUUUAUCCAUAAAUCAAUCAAUUGAUAAAGAAAUCUAAACGAUUUACACACUUGAGAAGCUGGAAUGACUGAAUUUAUCCCAAAAGGUUUGUGUGAAAUUGAUUGAGGCUUGAAAAUUCAAAUCCAUCUGACGUUGGUGACUUUAUUAAGGAUUAGUAACAUGAAAACGACUUUCUUGAUUUGUUUAGUCUCAUUAAAAUUAAACAUUUCUGACUAAUGAACCAAAUAUUAAUUUAAAUACAAAUAACAAAUUUGUUGUUUUUCACAUGUGAAUGACUUAAAGUUCAAAUUAUUGCUGAUUAAUUUCUUACCUAUCAGAUAUUUUUAGUGUUGUAGUAACAAAAACCUUCAUUAUCAUUAAAUCUGCAGCUUAUUUUCUUGGUUAAACGAUGUCUUUAGUCUGUAAUAAUGUCCAAAAUGUGAGGUCUUUUUAUUAAUAUUAACAAAAACUGCAUGAAAUUCGUGGUUUUUGUUCAUUCUGAUGUUACAAUAACUCAGACAGGUCAAUGGUGAUGCAGACGUUCAGGCGUUUUACUCGAUUUUAUGUACGAAAAAGUGACAGAAGUAGUCAUGUGAAACAAAGACAAGUUUUUAAAUGUUCGUGAACCUACGUUAUGCUUUUCGACAGAGCUGAAACCUGCUGCUACCUUUAAGGCAUCAAGGGCCUUUCUAAAAACUGAUCAGUUUAAUUCUAAACUGAGAUUUACAUUUAAAAUCUAUAAAAAUUGAGCCCAGUGGAACAUUUCUGCUCCCGUCACAUUAUUUUUCAUCACUGUGGGGUCAUUUUUCACGGCAACAUAAAGUUCUGAACAAUUCGUGUGCAGUUGUCAUAAAUCCUCAACAAAACAAAGCAGAAACAAACAUUUUUUUGAGUAUUGAGUUUACUUAAAAAAAAGAACUCGAAUUAACAUGUCAUGUUUUUCCAAGUGACCACAGCUGCUACCAGGACAGGGAAAAAUAAUAGCGACCCUCCAUAAUAUAGAUAUUUUUACCAAAUUUUUACAAACACCGCCUGCAGUUCAGCCGAAAAAUCUUGUCCCUGUUGGUCUCAAUUGAGUCUUUUUUUUGCAUCAAGGAACACAAAUUUCUAUAGAAUCUGGUUUACUUUUGGCAAAUUUUGAAACGAGGAAUAUAGAAUAAUUCUAUAAAAUAUCUGUCUGAAAACUUUUUUAGUGCACAAAGUAAUUUCUCUUUGAGGUUAAAGUCACAUCAAACGCCUUUAUUGUUGUUACAGAUGGAAGAUUUUGCUGCCUCAAAUGUAAAUGCUAUAGAAUAUAGUUAAAAUAGUGGUUUUAUCCUUUAAUGUAAAGAUUUUCUCUAUGAAAGUAAAACCCCGUAGAUUCCCGUAGACUGAAUCGUCCAACCAGUCGACACCACAACAAAUGAUCAUUAUGCUAAGAUAAGCUACGCGCCUCCAGAUGUGAGUCAUUACUAGGACUGGACAAAAUAAUAGUGACUCAACAUGCUACAUCAACAUCCUUGUGUAAACACUGCCUGCAGUUCAGCCGAAAAAUAUAAAACUUUUUCUAUCAUCCCCGUUGGUCACAGUUGAGUCGAUCAUGGCUUCUACGUUGCAUCCAGGAACAAACUUUAUUUUUUACCUAAUCUGACUUAUUUUGGACAAUUUUUUUAUGUGAGAAAUGCAGAAUAAUUUGAUGAACUACAUCCCCUGUCAAAAGUUUUGAGACGGGUUCUAAUUUAUUUCAAUAAGAAAGUGUCUCUAAACGUUUGACAGGGGGUGUAUCUAAAAUUUUUAGAUAAUUCUAAAAUUGGUCAACUUUUCCCAAAUCACGUCAAGGAUGAGUCGUACACAAAGUAGUUUCUUUUUAAGGAAAAUAAAAAUCACAUGAACUGUCUUAAUUUUUGUUGCAGAUUAAAGAUUUUGCCACCUCCAGGGUUAAAUUCACAAUGUCUGUGUUGUUUCUAACUUCAUUUUUGUUUUGUUUUUUGGGUAAUUUGAUACCAAAUUUUCAACAUUUUUUGAUCGAGUUAAACCAGUCGACUUGAACUGAAACGUUCACGAAGUUGCUUCAGCGGCACAAACUGGUUUCCUCCCAGUCAAACCGGUUUCCUCUGUAACAGGACUUUAUUUUUCCUGCGUGUACCGACGAGGAGAGGGGAGCUCUGGUAGUUUAGCAGCGUGUUCAACACAGCUGAGUAGUUUUUCUUUGGUUAUUUAAGUUUGUUCAGGUUCCUGUAGUUAUUAUCUCCUUGUUCUUCUCCUUUGAUAUGUUUUUAAAUGUUUACAUUUUGUUAUGCAUGUUCUCAGAUCUCUCAUAUCCAGUGUUUUGCACACUUCUCCAGCAUCUCCAUCGGCACCGCUCGCUCAUGUAGUUCUUCAAGCUAAGUGCCUGCGGUUGGAGUUUGUUGGCGAGCAGCGACUGUUGUUGGAGGUUUUGUUGUCGACCUGCAGAGACUCUGGUGACGUUCACCGAGAUGAGCGAUCAAAUUAAAGGUGCCGCAUGACGCAUUUUAACAGCGUCGCAUUUGUUUGACUCCCAAAACGACCGACCAAGUCUGUGGUUUUCACAUCUCGAGAAAUCGGAGAGCUUCGAUUCGUUGUUUAUCUAUGAGAAACGAUUAUUGAAAAAUGUGCAGAAUAGUUUCUUAAUUCGACCAUUUUGUGUAUAAAAUGUUGGAAUACGGUGAUAAAAGUCCACCAGCAGAUUGUCUUUAGGAGCUAAACUGAAGGACAAAACUGCAGAUUUACAAACUGGAACCAGUGAAUUUGUCAUGUUCUUGGGUUAAAAAGUCAAAGUAAUGAGAAUAGAAUGACCACCAGCAGUCCAAAGAUUGUGUUAAGGAACUGAAAUGAAUGAGAAAUUCUGUAGAUUUAAUCUUGUAGGUUUGAUUUACACAUUAGAAACCCAAUUUAUUUACAAUUGACAGACCCAACGAAACUUGUCGGGUUUGUAAAUAUCCAAAGUCAAAGUAAUGAAAAAAAAUGUUCACACCAGUAAAACUAUUGUCUUUUUCAGCUAAAAUGAGCAACAAAUGCUGCAGAUUUUAAUCUCAUCAGAUCGAUAUAUGCGUGUCAAAGCCAACAAAAUAUAUCAGAUUUGUACAGCUGUGGAACUUAAAACCCAACAAAGUGGAACCAGGCAAUUUGUCACAUUUUGUAUUAAAAAAAAAUUAAAAUCCAAUUAUGCAAGUUUGUGUGCCGGCUUCAGCUUCAUUUUAUUAAAUGAUCUCUAAAUCCGCUUUUUAACGAAACCAGUAAUCCAAAUAUAGUAAUAAAACCUAAGAAAUGUGUUGCAGAAAAUACCUGAAAUCUGAAUUUGUCUGAUUUUCUGGAGUUCCUUGAAAAUUCUCAGAUUUUUGUGGCCUUAAUCUCACCUGUGCAGCACACAAUAAUGGUAAUAUUUUCACUUUCAGUGUAAAAAAAAAAUCUGAAAAAGUUUGUGAAACAUGAGUUGGAGCUCUCAAGAUCUUAAAUAAAAAUCCGUAAAAAAGUUUGUAAAAUUUGGGUGCAGCUCUCGAGAGACCUUGAAUAAAAAUCUGUGAAAAAGUUCAGAUUUUUUUACCAAAGAGAAAUCCAGCAGAUUUCCUCACCAGCACGCUGAAGAUUUGACUUUGAAUAUGAAUUAUUGCUGGAUAUUCGAAUGUUUUCACUCAAAAAGACGACAGAACGACUGAAUGUUUCAUCGAUGAGAAGCUUCUCGUUUUCCGGAUGUUAACUCGCCUCAUGUGGCACCUUUUACAAACUCUUGGAUGUUACCAACUUAUGAAUGUUUUUGUCAAAUCUUUGUUUUUAGUUUCACGUUUUUGUCUUUUUAUUUUUUAAACGAUCUCGGAUCAACGCAGCGUCUUCGGCUUCUUUUCUCCACAAACUUUGCUGAAUUUUCGGACGCUUCAAGGAGUUUUGAUUCUCGUGUUCGAACGAUUUGAAACGGAACUCCACUUUUAGUUUUUUGUUUUGUUUCUGUAAACGGUAAACGGCUGGCAGUGUCAGGUACCAUUCCAUUUUAACACUGUAUAUUUAUAAUAAAAGUAAUCUGUUAAUAA
Molecule: messenger RNA, 11246 nt
Organism: Acanthochromis polyacanthus (spiny chromis)
Lineage: Eukaryota; Metazoa; Chordata; Actinopteri; Pomacentridae
Exons: 12
Coding region: 236-2833 (865 amino acids)
Biological process (GO): regulation of transcription by RNA polymerase II
Cellular component (GO): nucleus
Molecular function (GO): transcription cis-regulatory region binding
Source: RefSeq, a predicted model, not a curated record